AUGAGAUAUAAGGCGCGCGCGCGGCGGCUGCUGGGCCCGGGGCGCCGCGGGGCCCUGGACGUGCGCGCCGCGGCCGAGCGCUGCCGGCGGGCGCGGGGCGGCCGCGCCCUGCGCGACCUGCUCAAGGCGCUGGAGCUGCUGGAGCUGCUCUGCGUCCACCUCCUGCUGUGCCCCUGGCGCCGGGAGAUCCGCUCCCUCAAGACCUUCACUGGGAAUUUUGUCUACUACAUCCAGCCAGUGCUGGCGGAGGACAUUGUGAAAGAACUCCUGGAGAAAAUAGGUUAUGUUGCAACUACAGCAACAGAGUUUUCACUUGUCAAAAAGAGAAACAAUGAGGAGACAAAGCAGACUGCAUUUGAGAUAUUCCUGGCAAGAAUCGAGUGUGAAGCCAUCCUCGAGAUGACAAAUGAAGAAACACAUGGCAGUUUGGAGACGAGCCUGCAGCAGGGCACACAGACACAUCAGCAUCGAGGAGAGGAGGGUGAGGAAUAUCAGACACCCCAGAGAGGAGACACUGGAAGUCUGGGAAAUGAAGGGAGCAGUGAGACACCUUUGUGCCUUGUCCCCCAGCAGGAGUGUUCAGCUACCUGUGCUGCAUCCCCCAGCAGCCUCCAAGAGCACCUCCCGGGCAAGGGCUCAGACAGUGAGGACUUCCUGAUCAAAUACAGCGACAUUGUCAUAGCACAAACACCAAUCUUCAGCGAGAGUCCCUCUCCAAAGGCUUUGGAGAAGGAGCCAAGAGCCAGGCCGAGUGAGGAGUGGGCCUUGACAGGGGCUGCAGAGCUGGCUGCACGAGCCCUGGGGCCUGCACCUCUGUCCCCAGGAGCCAGCGGCCCCCCAGCCUUUGCCAUGUUUGCUGACAGUUCCUGUGACAGCAAAACCACCUUGCAGUUUGAAGCUCCAGGAGUCCCAGAAGGAUCAAUUGAAGCAGAAAUUAAUGAUGCCAUAAAUUGCAUAGACCCAGCCCCUGGUGAUGAACCUACUGAGCUGAAGUCUCUACCCUACAAGGACUUUUCCUCUGCCCAAAACUGCUGCAUCCCCAAGGAAGAGGACAAUUGUGAGAUGUCUUUAACCUUCACAGAACUACAAAUCAAGGAUGCUCAGGAAGAACUUAUAUAUCCAGUAGAAGAAAGUGGCCAGCCUGAGGCAGUAGCCUAUGCAGGAAGAAGUGACAGGCACAUUAAAGAAUUUAAUCACUCCCAAAUAAAACACACAUACCUGACUGAUGCUGAGGUGCACAAGAGAGCAGCGUCACACCCUGAGCCACCUUCAGGUCUGUGCUGCACUGCUGGGCACACAGAGGAUUCCACAGCUGGUUCUGACAGCAAGAGACUGUUUGUGGAUCCUCCUAAGGGACACUCAGCUUCUGAGUGCUUCAGGCAUGUCAGAGAGCCCCCCAACCUCACUUACAUCCCCCCCAAAAGCAUUGAUGUGCCGCCCUCACACGGGGGCAGGAGCAGCAGCCAGGGCAGGAGGAGCCUGGGGCAGCCUGCAGGUGACUCUGCUGGAGGCAGGGAAGGGAAGCUGGAGCACUGCAAUUCCCAAGAGACUGACAGCCAGGAGCCUUAUGUCAUCAUUGACAGAACCGACCAGGCAGGGCUGUGCCACCACAUCUGAGUCUGGAGUGCUUUAUCUGUCAUGACCUGGGGGGGAUUGUCCUCUCACCUGUGGCCUUGAUCCUGUUGUCAGGGAGAUGAUUAGCUCUGUCACAACAGUUCUAAAACCCAAAGCAUAUCACUGCUUUGGGACAGUAAAUAGCAGGAGUUACACAAAUUCCUAAUGGUUCCUCUCACAAGGAAACCUGAAUGGUCACCAUUUUAAAGGGUAGGCAAACUUCUAUAAAUUUAAAUCCAUUUAAUUCAUCAGUCAGAUUCCUUCUGGCUGUUCUUAAUGCCAGACAUUCUUUCUUCAGCUGGGCAUCCUACUUCUCUUUUUUACCUUCACAGACCUAUUCCUGGAAUAUUCUUCCAGUACAAGGUGAAUUCUUCUAAACUGGAAGAAAUGCCAUACUGGACUGUACUUUUGUUAACUCUCUGCAUUGCUUUCAAGCUGUGUCUGAGCUAAUCUUCCUCCUGACUUCAGCUGAAAACAGUUUAGAAAGUUUGAUAACAUUCCUUUAGCUUUAAAGAGGGAAACAGCUCUGUGAACACUUGGUUUUGUAAAGGCAUUAACCUAUGUUAUAGGCUUUAUAUCUAAUCAAUAUAUAACCAUUUGUUACCAAAGUAUUUUGUGGCCACCACCACAAUUUCCAUGAGAAGCCUUGAGCAUUGUAACUGUUCACUGCCACCAGCAGAGAGGUCCAGCUACAGCUGCCAUUUCCCUUGCCCUACUUUAAUGCUGCUUCAAGUAGCUUUUUCAGUAGCACUGAAAUGUGUGCUGGUCUGGGCUGGGGUAGAGUUAAUUUUCUUCACAGUGGCUAUAUGGAGCUCAGUUCUAAAUGCUAAAAAAUGCCUUUCAUGUACAGUUAAAAAAUAUUAGCUGAAAUGAAUUUUGUAUUAAUUGUUUAUAAUUGACUUUCAUCCCAGAAAAAAGUCAGAGGAGCACACGUGGAUUAGACUAGAAAAACCUCAGGAACUAAAAUAUAAAGAUUUGCUUUGAAGAACUAAUGGUUGAAAUUUUGUCAUCCCCUGAUUCCAGCAGUGUAAGAGAAACAGAAUUUUCCCAAGGUAACAGCAAGGGACAAGACUGCCUUCAGCUCUGGGUGGGCUUGUGAGAAAUGGGUGUUAGGAACAAAAAGCCUUCACAGGGCUGUGUCCUGACCAGUAACAGUGGCAUCCUUUGGGCUGUAAGAUUCUUUGACAUUUUCUGUGCUGUGCAAAAUGUAUGUCCAUAGUGAAAUUAGAAUUAAGAACAAACUACAGAUGAUUGAGCUUCAAACAUACAGAACCAUUUCCAAAUAAAUUGUUCUUUUGGACUCUUAGAGAAGAAAAAGUUUUGAAAGUCUCAAGAAUAUCUGGUAUCUCCCUACAAAGAAGCUGCAGUAAGCAAGAUAAUUACUUAGCACACAAAAUCUUACUUUUAAGCUGGAAUGCUAAAGAUUUAUAAGAGAGCAGAAGAAUGGCAUUCCUGCAAUCACAAGCUUUAGUACUAGCUUAGUACUUCACUAGGAAAUGCUCUCUCUGUGCACUUUCUGUUCUUAAGUUGCAGUGCUUUAGGAAACAAACAGCUGAUCAGAAUAACUGGAAUAUCAGAAUAAGCUGCAGUUCCUGACUGGGAGUUCUUUCAGUGCAAUGGGUUUUAGGCAAACCACAACCCUCCAAAAGCAGCACCAUCAGAUAUUGUUGAAAAGCCACAUAACUGUUUCUGUUCUGCACUAAGUGCCUGACAAAUGUCUGUAUAAAGUGAUCAAAGUGCUAAUGAGCUUUGCUUGUUCCAGCUAAAUCAACCAAAACCAGUAGGGGAAAAAUAAAUUCUGUACUUCUGGGAUCAUUCCCCUAAAAUUACCCAGAAAAUCCAUGUGAGAGCAGUCUGAGUGCUGCAGUGAAAGGAUUCUCCUGAAGGCAACACCCAGAGGGUAAAGCACAAGUGAAGGGCAAGUCUGCACUUAUUUUGACAAGUCCAGGAAUGAAACCCCACUGGUUUUCUCUACUCUCCAAGUACUUCCAGGUCAUAAUAAAUUGAUUGUGACAUAAA
This is a messenger RNA of Lonchura striata (white-rumped munia), 3633 nucleotides long. The record is from RefSeq and is a predicted model, not a curated record. NCBI's taxonomy places the organism in Eukaryota, Metazoa, Chordata, Aves, Passeriformes, Estrildidae.